CAGUCGAGUUGUAUCGAACGUGUGAGCGCAACAAGCCUUCAUUACCUCACGAAAAGCAAAUGAAUGAAUGAAGAUGGAAGAGGUGUGAAUGGACGAAUGGGCGGAGAAGUGAAAGUGGCCCCCACCUCACCCUCCCCCCCACCCCCUUUUGCUUCCUUCUCAUGAUGACCGAGCGCCCGCAGGCAUCCACCUGUCCUCGUUUUAGGACACCCUGAUUGGUUGCCGCCAAGUUGAUCUGCACUACUCGGUCGGAAAAGAUUUCAGAUCGUCGCUGGAUGAGGAAAGCGCGAGCGGAUCGAAACUCUUCGAGGAAUGACAAUCUGAUUGGAAAGAUGUGGAUGCUUUUUUCAGCCGCCCUUCUGUCUGUCGUACAGAUGCAACGAGUUUUGGCAACGGGAUGCAGCAUCGUGUCAGUGACAUCUCCUUCAGCAUCAUCGCUGAAUGUCGUAUGGAGCGAAGACGUCGGCGCUUCGGUAUAUUUGCUGGACUUACGAGUGGUCAACUCCACCAGUAUUGCCCCCGUGGUGGUGAUGCCGUACCCACCCAGCACUCAGAGGCUGGUUCAGGGUUUACGACCUGGCCACACAUACCUGGUCACCGUCAAGGUCAUAGCGUCUUACCUUGUUGUGUGCACAGACACUUACGUAACCAUGACAGUACCGGCGACAUCUCAGAUCACAUUUUCCAGAGCUAUUUCAAGUACCUCGAUCGUAUUCGAGUGGUCAAGUGUGUUCGGGGCCGACAGCUACACUUUGUUUGUGGAGGAGUUGUUCAGCACCCCCGCAAAGAAAUACAACCGGACCUUCGCGACUUUGAGCGGACAAGCGGACGGCUUGCUUCCGUCGACGACGUACAUCUGUUGCGUUCAUGCCUCCAACGCGGCAGGAAGCGGCGCCAAAAGUAACAUCCGGACGAUCACGACCUUGACCGUGAGCGACAACGAAAAUCCCAGCAACCCGCCCGUCAUCAUGAACACGUCGUCCGUAACCAUGGAUAUCGCUCAUCUGGAACCCUGCUCCAGCUACACGGUGGGGGUAUCGUCGGUCAACGUGUUCUUAGUACCCGGGGAGGCUUCCAAUGUCACGCACACGACAUCCACCAUCAAUCCCGUGACGUCCCUCGCGGCGGUCUACAGCUGCUCCGGCCGUAUGGCGACGGUAACGUGGGAUUUGGUGUUUGGCGCCAACUCGUACCGAGCCACGGCCGUCGACGGCGCCGGCGCCUCGCUCAACUGCACGUCGGCCUCCGACAGCUGCCGGAUCACCGCGCUCCAGUGCGGCGAGCGCUACAGAGUGCACGUCACGGCAAUCUCCGACGACUGCGAGAGCAUCGCCAACACCUCCGCCGUCUUCGAGACGGUGCCCUGCGCGCCAGCUCGCACUCGGACCAACCACGACUGCUCAAGCAACGUGAUCCUCUUCAGCUGGGAGCCAACCAACAACACUUUUUACUACGUGGCCACGGCAGAAGACAACGAUGGCCAAAUGACCGAGUGCCGGACACAAGACAGCGCCUGCUUCUUCACCAAUACAGGCUGCGGUCAAUUCUACACGUACACCGUGUACGCCGUCAGCUCCGAAUGCGACAGCCAAGUCAGCCGACCUGAGUUCGUCCGAACCUCUCCCUGUCUUCCCGCCAAUGUACGGACGGCGGCGGAAUGUCACUCGGAAACCCUGAUCACGACGUGGGACUCGGCCGCAGGAGCUCUGUCCUACACCAUCGAAGCGCAGGGCAACACGGGAGAAACCUACAACUGCACCUCCUCGUCCAACAGCUGUGCGGUGACCGGCGUGCCUUGCGGGGAACACCUCAGCGUGUGGAUCGUCGCCUCCAAUGACAACUGCUCCACCGACCCGGUUCUGGGAGAGGUGGCGCAGACCGUUCCUUGCACCCCCACCAUCGCGUCAGCAUCGGCCAACUGCAGCCGAGACUCGGCGACGAUCGCCUGGACGACGAGCGUCGGCGCCAUAUUUUACACCGCCGUCGUUCAGGAUACGGAUGGAAACUUGCACGGCUGCAGUUCGGCCGCCACCGAAUGCUCGGUGGGAGACCUGACGUGCGGACGCAAUUACACGGCCCGCGUCAUCGGAUCCAAUUUCAAAUGUAACAGCAGCGAAAGCGAUGGGAUUGCCUUUCGUACCGCUCCGUGUCCUCCUGAAAACGUCGAAGCGUUCAGAGACUGCGACGCCAACCACGCUCUGAUAGUCUGGCAGAAUCACCGCUCCGCAGGCAACUACACGGCGACCAUCGAGGAUCCGGGCGGAGCUCGACUCGCAUGCAACAGCGAGACCGUCAACAACUGCAAAAUCCCCGAUUUGCCUUGCGGGAAGACGUACAACGUGACGGUCACUAACGAUGAUGGAAGCUGCCGUUCUAUAUCGACGUCGGUCAGCAUGGACUCAGUACCGUGCGGCCCGCAGGAUGUUGAGGCGGUCAUGAAUUGCCCUACGGGCGAGCUGACAAUGACCUGGAGCAACUCGGUCCCUGCCGACAACUACACGGCAACCAUUUCCAGGGGUUUGGGUCAGCCUCUAUACUGCAACUCCACAGAGACUCGAUGCACCAGAGGAGGCUUAGCUUGCGGCAGCGCUUACUCUGUGACCAUUGCGGCCGUCACCGGGACAUGUUACAGUCUGCCCAGUACCGAGGCCAUCGUGCAAACAAUGCCAUGCCCUCCUACAAACGUCAUUGCUGUGGAAACAUGCGGACCAGGUCCUGUUCCUGUCUCUUGGGCGGCCAGCGACAGCGCCGACUCUUACACUGCCGUUGCCGUGAGCGGUGCGGGCUAUACCUCCACAUGCGCCACCAGUGGAACCUCGUGCGACUUUUCUAACCUUAUGUGCGGGCAAGUUUACAACAUCCGUGUGGCAGGAGUGGACAACAACUGCACAGGUCUCUACGGAGAUCCUGUGCCACUGUACACGGAGCCAUGCACCCCCACCAACGUGUCCAUCCAGCUGGACUGUGCGGCCGGCAUCUCUCGCGUGUUCUGGAACCCCGAUCCGAAUGCGGCCGGCUACACUGUGACGGCCACCGAUCCGGAGCAGACGCGCACCUGCGUCAGCACUACGCCCAACUGUACGCUAACAAACCUGCUCUGUGACCAACCCUAUGACGUUUCUGUGACGGCCACCGACGGCAUCUGUGUCAGCGGCCAGAGCGCCUCAAUCCGGCAAGCGCCAGUACCGUGCGCGCCCGUGGAUGUCAACACCACUUUCUCCUGCAACACCAAUGACCUCAAGGUCAGCUGGAGAAACUCUUCUUGGCCACUAAACUACAGCGUCGUCGCCACUCCCCUCUCGGGAAAUUCGACGUCGGCCACCUGCUACACGGACCGGACUGACUGUAGUCUGAGUGACCUUCGCUGCGGACAGACUUACAAUGUUUCCGUAAAAGGUUGCUUUGGAGAUUGCCCCGGACCGUAUAGUGUCCCACGGACCAUCAUGACGGCUCCAUGUGCACCUCAAAACUUGGAAGCGACGACAGACUGUAGCACGCACUUCAUCUGGGCCUCUUGGAACGCUGCCUGGGGGGCUACCUCCUACACAGCGACUAUGACGGGACCAAAUGGCAUCUCCGAAACGUGUUCCACGUCGAACCUCGCGUGUUCUUUUAGUAAUCUGCAGUGUGCAACCCAAUACAGUGUCAACGUCACAGCUCAUGAUGACGACUGCUCCGGCCCCCCCGCUCGGAUGACGAUGACCACUGGACCGUGCGAUCCAUCGAAUGCGACCGCCGUUCUUCAGUGUGGUUCCGAUGCGGCGACAGUAUCCUGGCAUGGCAGCGCCGGGGCCGCAGCGUACCACGUUAUGGCUUACGCCUCGCAGCAUCGAACAUCCUGCCGGAGCAUGUCGACUUCCUGUCAGUUGAAUGGCCUGCAGUGCGGAGCGACAUACAAUCUGACUGUCGUCGCCGAAGGCAGCGCGUGUAACAGCACAGGAGGCUCACGAGCAACGUUGAUGACGGCUCCGUGCUCGCCGUACAUCGAAAGCAGCACCCAAAUCUGCGGCACAAAUUCCUCCACUGUGUCCUGGAAUCCGGUGGACGACGCCACGGGUUACAUCGUCAAUGCAACAGCCACAAGCGGCCAUUUGCUUUCCUGCUACUCGAUGACUCCGACGUGCGCGUUAAGAGAUUUAGAGUGCGGUGCAACUUACACAGCCACUAUCGUGGCUCGGGGAAGCCAGUGUGACAGCCCACCCGGACCACCUGCUAACAUUACCGCAGCUCCCUGCCCCCCUGCGGUUAUUUCCAAGCAGUACAUGUGUGGCAACAACACAGCCGUGCUCAGUUGGAGUGACACCGUUGGACGUCUCGGCUUCCGAGCCGAGAUAGUUGGAUAUGGCUAUCGGGAAAUCUGCAGGACUACAAAUACCAGUUGUGUAGUCCGCAAUCUUCCUUGCGGGUUGGAUCUCAAUGUCACUGUGCAUGCCGAGGGAGAACACUGCAACAGCGCCCCUAGUGUCUGUCAUUCACUCCAAACGGUCCCAUGCGCCCCAGUGAACAUUAGUGCCACCCUGGUCUGCUUCAAUCACUCAGCCCUGGUGUCGUGGGCGGGAAGCUCCGGCGCCGUUGAAUACACAGUGACGUCUACCGGCCAAAACGGAGGCACGCAUCAAUAUCGUUCAAACACGACGAGUUAUCAACUUUCACACAUCCGCUGCGGAGAAACGUAUGACAUCACUGUCACGCCGCACUCCGAGUCGUGCGCCGGAAGCCCGAGUCAAGUCUACAGCUUCAGAGCAGGCCUUUGCUCUCCUCGUAACGUCACCGUGGCUCCACCGUGCGAGGACAACAACAACACAGUGUCCUGGGCCGGCGUGACGGGGGCCGAGAUGUACGUAGCCACAGCCGUAGCCGACGAUGGACGCGCGCACACUUGCAGCUCCGAAGCGUCGACCUCAUGCCGCUUCACCGAUCUUCGCUGCGGGCAAAACUAUUCCGUCUCCGUGGUGACCGUGGACCGGGGUUGUCCGAGCGAACCGAGCUCAGCCGUGGAAGUUACGACCGCUCUGUGUCCACCCGCUAACUUGGCGGGCGAGGUCGCCUGCGACACCAAUGCCGUGAGCAUCUCAUGGGACCCGAGUCCAGUUCCCGGGGUUUCUUCCAUCCUGAACUACCGGAAGCUCUCUGGCGCACUUCCUCCUUCAUCGUGGACGACCUCAAACGCCUCACACACACUCGCGGACUUGCAGUGUGGACAGCGCUACGUAAUCUACGUUGCUUUCCUGGAUGGGGCUUGCCGCAGCAGCUUCAGCCCUUCCGUGGAAUUAAGCACGGCUCCCUGCCAGCCCGCAAACUUCACCGCUCGCGUGGACUGCGGGUUGAACGUAGCCAACUUCUCCUGGGCCGAGAGCAACGGAGCAGCUUUUUACACGGUGGAGGUGACGGGGGAGGAGCACGGCCACGUGGCGUCUUGCGCAUCCGGCGACACCUCGUGCGCCGUCAGACUCCACUGCGGACGCCCCUACUCGGCCUCUCUGGUUGCGUCCACCGAGAGCUGCAACAGCACCGAACAUGCCGACAUUCGUUUUGAUUCCGCGCCAUGUCUCCCAGAAGAUGUCGUGGCCGUAAUGGACUGUUCCACCAACGCCAUGAACGUGACUUGGUCCGAGACCCCCGGCACGGACAACUACACGGCUUGGGCCGUCAGCCUGGAAGGCCACCGAGCUUCCUGCAACUCCACCAACAACAAUUGCUCCAUCCGUCACCUGCGCUGCGGCCACGUCUACGAGGUGGCGGUCACCUCGUCCUCCGUUCAAUGUGAAAUCAUCGCCGGUUCCGAUUACAAGGUCCAAGCCGCUCCAUGUAAAGCGCAAAACGUCACGGCGGAUCUCAACUGCAGCUCCAACGUCAUGACGGUGACUUGGCAUCAAGUCAGCUCACUGGCUCAGAACUUCACCGUAGAAGCCACGUCGGCUUCGGGUGUGAACUCCACUUGUGAAAGCAACGAGAGUGAGUGCUCCUUUUUGGACCUGAGCUGCGGUCAACUCUACACUUUCACCAUGACGGCUCACACCAACGUCUGCGUAAGCGAGAUGAGCGACCCCGCACAGAUGCUAACCGCUCCAUGUCCCCCCGGUGAGGUGUCCGCAGCGAUAAACUGUACCACCCGAACGGCUCUGGUCAGCUGGGAUACCGCAGCGGCUGCGGCGGCCGCAGCUUACGGCGUCCAUGCCGCUUCCGCCGACGGACACAACUCCUCCUGCAGUGGGACGGGAGCCUCGUGCGAACUCGACAGCCUCGUCUGCGGACAGAUCUACUCGGUUGUGGUGGAAUCCAUGCAUAGCGGCUGCGCCGGUCCGGCUACUGCUCCAGUGUUGCUCGCUACAGAUCCUUGCGUUCCCAUGAAUGUUUCGGUCUCCUACAGUGUAAAUGAUACCCGGGUGCUGUGGAGUGCGGCAGACGGGGCCAGUUCCUACUCGGUGUGGGCCGUGAACGAUCAAGGCCGGGUAGCCACAUGUAACAGCACAGAAACGAGCUGCCAUCUGAGCGGCCUGCGCUGCGGUCAGAUCUACAAUGUUACUGUGACGGCACACAACCGCGGUUGUGAUAGUUUGACCUCCGACGCCCACCGAUUUAUGACAGAACCGUGCCCGCCCAGCAAUGUUUUAGCCGAUAUGGAAUGUGAGCAACUUGCGGCGACUAUUUCCUGGGACCGCAGUGCGCUCGCUCUGGGUUACGUGGCCUAUGUUUACGACCAUUCCGGACGCUACGUUUCGAUGUGUGAGGCGGAGGGUACGACCGCCAGCUGCGCUGUCUCGGGACUCGCGUGCGGCACCCAAUACCACACGCGGGUCGUAGCCUUGGGACGGGAGUACAACAGCUCAGACAGCACCGCCAUCGCGUUGACAUCAGCGCCUUGCCCACCGGCCGGCAUAGAAGCCGUUACGGACUGCGAGACCAAAUCCGCGAUCGUAUCCUGGCUCCCCGGCCUUGGAGCCGCAUCUUACAUGGCCGAUCUAACGGCCUCGUCGGGCCGCACGGCAACGUGCGCCACCAACGACACCCGCUGCCGUCUCGGAUCUCUGCCGUGCGGCGAGCAAUACAACGUCUCUGUGACGAGCGUGGGCGACACCUGCCGCAGCACCGAGCGAAUGUCAGGAUAUCUCACCACAGAGUCCUGCGUCCCGGUCAAUGUGUCCGUCCACUACAAUAUGAGUGAAGCUGGCGUCACGUGGUCUGCAGCAAGAGGCGCCGGGUCUUACUUUGUCCAGGCCGUGAGCGAUUGGGAUCUGAGCGCAAGCUGUAACAGUACUGGAACCCGGUGCGGUCUUACUGGCUUGCGGUGCAGUCGGGUCUACAACGUCACCGUGGCGGCGAAAAAUGACGCGUGCGACUACACCGCGAGAUCGGAAACGUACCGCCUCGUCACAGAACCUUGCCCUCCUACCAACGUUCAGGCCAACGGUGAAUGUGAACGGCUCAGGGUGGCCGUUUCCUGGGAGCAGAGUGAGCUCGCCGCGGGUUACGUCGUCUACGUUUACGACCGUUACGGAUACAACACCUUGAUGUGUGAGGCUGGAGAUGGAGACACCGGCUGCGUUGUGUCGGGACUCAUGUGCGGCACCCGAUAUGAUGUGUGGGCCAUCGCCCGAGGAGAGGAGCGCAAUAGCUCUGAGAGCACAACGGUCUCGUUCACGUCAGCUCCGUGCCUGCCGACCGACGUAAAUGUCGAGGUGGACUGUAACUCCGACGGGGUUGCAGUGGCGUCCUGGAGCCCUCCUUACGGCGCGGCAAACAUUUCUCUAACAGCCGGCGGAAAUCUCGAGUUUCCCUGCCGAGCCGAGCGCGACGACGCGUUGAGCAUCUGCAACCUGACUGGUCUGGACUGCGGCCAAACCUACAACCUGAGCCUCACCGCCAGCAACGACGGCUGCAGCGUCACGUCACAUAUGCACUCCAACUUCACCACGCGCCCGUGUCGACCUCGGUAUGUCGGCGUUGCCCUGCCGUGCGGUUCUGGAACCGCCGUCCUGUCCUGGGAGGAGAGGCCUGAAGUGGAACUUUACAUGGGAAGCGCCGUUCUUAGCUCAGGCGGGGAGGAGCUUUGGUGCAACGCUACAGGUUCUUCCUGUAUGUUCCCGGACCUCUCCUGCGGAGAGAUGUACAACUUUACCGUCAAAGCGCUCAGUCACGGCUGCUGGAGCCAAGCCAGUGACUCUGUGUACAUACAAACGGAGCCUUGCCGGCCUGUGAUCGUGACGGCUCGGUCUCCCUGUCAGACCGAGGAGCUGCAGCUGUCCUGGAAUGCUGCCGGCGGUGCGGCGUUUUACCGCAUCACGGUUGAAGGAAGUCUGGGCUACGUGGGGAACUACAAUACCACGCACACCAGCCUGACCGCCGCGCUACCGUGCGGACAGAACUACAGCGUCAUCGUGCAAGGACAAGGCGGCGAGUGCAACGGUGACCCGAGCAGCCCCGCCUUUGUCAAAACGUCUCCGUGCAUCCCUCGCGAUGUGACGACCCGUGAGCAGUGCGGGGCAGCCGCAGUUUAUUGGCGGGCCAGCGAUGGCGCCGUAACGUACGCCGCGGAAGCCAUCGGUCUUGAUGGACGCAGCCACUGGUGUUACAGCAACCACAGCAACUGCACCUGGGACGACCUUGGCUGCGGCGAUGAGUACACCGUCCUGGUGAUGGCCGAGGAUGACGACUGCGCCAGCCUGCCCGGCAACAGCUCCGUCAUCUACAUGGAACCAUGCUUGCCCCAGAACGUCCUUGCCUCCGUGGACUGCGAGGCGAACGCUAUCUCGCUGAGUUGGGAUGCCAGCAAUGGAACAAAAAUGUACGUGGUCUCACUCGACACGGAAGGCCAAAGUGUCAUGCACAGCACCAACGACACCCAAGUGCACUUGUCCGGCCUUAACUGCGGGGAAAACUACAGCCUCACAGUGACACCUCACAACCAUUACUGCGUCGGUAUGACGAGCGUAACGACUUCCAUACAGACCUGGCCUUGCCCACCCAGGGAGGUCUACACCAUGAAGGACUGCCUUUCUGGUACUAUCAUGGUUGCGUGGCAACCCAGCAAUGGGACAGACCACUACACGGCCACCGUGGGCUCUGUCAGCGGCGCCUCUCAAACCUGCAUGUCAUACUCUGGCGAAUGCAACGUUUCUGGACUGGCCUGUGGACAGAACUUUGCCGUGUCGGUUACGGCGUCCAAUCGGCUGUGUAACGUCACCUCCGUAAUGGAUCACGGUGUCCAAUCGGUGCCAUGUGUUCCCGCUGACGUCUCCGUGACGAAGGACUGCCAUAGCGACACCGCUGCCGUGUCCUGGUCCGCCAGCGACGGUGCGACUCAGUACUUGGUGACGGCCUCCUGCUACCACGGCAAUGUCAGCCACCAGACCCCCGACCUCAACUAUACUCUGAACGAUCUCAUGUGUGGUAGCCGAUACUCCGUUCAAGUGGUGGCUAUGGAUGACAACUGCUCCAGUGUUCCCAGUCAAGUUCUGAUAUUUGACACAGCCCCAUGUCCACCCCACAACGUGACCACCCAGCUCAGCUGCAUGUCCAAUAAUUUGACGGUUUCUUGGGACUCCGUCGGGUACGCCGACUACUUUUUGGUCUGGCUAAGCGAGGACGGCGUACAAGGCGGCGGUGAGACGUUCAACACCACCGGCAAUGAGUCUUCCACCAGUCGCCUGAACUGUGGGAGCAGCUACACCGUCCAAGUCACAGCAGUCAAAGGAGAUUGCCGGACACAAUCCAAUCGGAACUACAGCAUUUUGACAGCUCCGUGCCAGCCUCAGGGCAUCCAAGGCAGCCUUGACUGUGUGACCAAUUCUGCCUGGAUCUCAUGGGACUCCGCCCCGGGCGCAGACCGCUACACCGUUUUAGCGAUGGGGGAAGACGACAGCACAGCCAACUGUACCACCUGGACCAACAGCACCUGCGAGGUGGAGGACUUGGCGUGUGGUAUUCUUUAUCACUUUAGCGUGACUGCCAAGAACAGCCGGUGCCACAGUCAUCCCAGCGCCACCAUUGACUUGCAAACGGCUCCCUGCUCCCUCGCCGGCAUCACGGCCGUCCCUGAAUGCCACGACGCUUCCAUCCUCGUCAUCUGGGAGCUGGCGGAAGGCGGCGAGGGAAACGCCGUGUACACCGCCACAGCCGAGGCCAGCGACCGCACGUACCUGACCUGCAGUGGCAGCGGCACAAACUGCACCCUGCACGGGGCGCAAUGCGACCUCCACUACACCGUCAUCGUUGCCGCUUCAUCAGACCAGUGCAGCAGUUUGAGAAGUCCGCCUUAUAGACUAAGCAUGGAACCGUGUCCACCGAGCGAAGUGAAUGUCAGCGCCUCGUGUGAGGACCACAGCGCCCUGGUGUCCUGGACCCCCUCUCCGGUUGCCGCAACUUACCGCGUUGUCGCCUCGGCCGCGGACGGACACACGCGUACCUGCGGCGGCUCCUCUUCCACUAACUGUAGCUUGUCUGGGCUGCAUUGCGACGAGCGGUACGCGGUGCACGUGACAGCCAGUCAUGAGAACUGCACCGGCAUGGCCAGUCACAAUGUUACCUUCAGCACGGCUCCCUGUCAACCCGAGGGUCUCUCGGUCACCUUCCACUGCAGUAAUGAGUCUGCAGUGCUCUCGUGGACCCCCGGCGACAACGCGGUGGACUAUUACGGCUGCGCUCAGACGUGGAGUGGAGAGAUGCUUUACUGUUACAGCACCUAUCCCACCUGUACCAUUUCUAAUCUGAACUGCGGGACGCUUUAUAACUUCACCGUCCAGGCCUCGGACGGCACGUGCAAUGGCUCCUUCAGUGAUCCGGUGCAAAGAGGAGCAGCCCCGUGUCCGCCAGACGCGGUUGAAGUGCAGCCUAUGAUGAUGUACGCGGAGAUCCAGACUUUGCGAUUCACCUGGACAGACAUCAGCUGCGCAUCCACAGAGUACCUGCUGAGGUUAUCGGGGAACCUGCUGGGAGACAGCCAGGCCCGCUUCCAAGUGUCUUCCUAUUGGACAAGCGGGACCUCCUUCGAGAUCCCGCUUCCCUGCGGUUCCUACUAUGUGGCCACAGUGGAGAGCAGGAACAUGGCUGGAACCAGCAACCAAUCUGUGCCUCUCCACGAGACAACAGCCCCAUGUCAACCGUCCACGGUGUUGUACAGCAGUAACAGCUCAGUCGCCAAAGUUUCCUGGAGCCCUUCCGUGUUCGCCACCACGUACACCGUGUACAAGCGCAACAUCUCACUCGGCUCCCGGCUGUGCACCACCAGCGGCCUGGCCUGCUUUCUGCUCAUCAACAUUGCCUAUUCAGACCUGCUGGUCACGGCCAGUAACGCAGCUGGGGAAAGCCGAGGGUCGGCCGUCGCGAGCGUGGUGUCGCACGAAGUCAGAAAACGAGACCUCAGUGACAGUGAUGUUCCUGUGUUAAACGUCUCGCUGCUGAGCAAUUCGUUGGUUAUGGCGGAGUGGCCCCAAGAAAACGUUGCGAAUGACAGCGCUUACAAGCUAGUGAUCUCGCAGCAGCGGGCCAACUCCAAGGCACCCCAGGAACUCAUCGUACUCGGGCAAAGCUACAUCCUCACUGAUCUGAGCCCCAACUCCACUUACUGCCUCACCGUGUCUGCCUGGAGCGAAACUAACGUUGGACCGGCGUCAGAUUCUGUGUGUUUGGAAACAGGACAAGCUAGCUAGCAAUCAUUGAGUAUAACACCACCUAUUCACAGACAACAAGCCUGAUCAUAAUGUGACAGAUCAAAUCACACAACGCCUUGUAACUUUAGACCUUGUAGCAUACAGGAAAGACUUGUUUAGGGGUCGUGGUCUUGGUUGUGCAAUGCAACAUUUGGAUACAAGGAAUUAAGUUUUCCAUGUCAACUUCAGUAACUUUUGUCCAUAUACCGGGUAGUGCAUAGUAACUGAGUGACACAAUAUGCUGACGAUUGCAACAUCUUUCUGUGAUUAAAACCCAAAAAUCCAUUGUGAAA
This is a messenger RNA of Hippocampus zosterae (dwarf seahorse), 11941 nucleotides long. It is a transcript of the gene fndc7rs1, whose product is annotated as fibronectin type III domain containing 7, related sequence 1. The transcript has 46 exons. The record is from RefSeq and is a predicted model, not a curated record. Lineage: Eukaryota; Metazoa; Chordata; Actinopteri; Syngnathiformes; Syngnathidae. Bases 276 to 11648 code for a protein of 3790 amino acids. Gene Ontology annotation, molecular function: protein binding.